AUGGACUCGCGAUACCACCGCUCCUCGUCGCCGCGCCGCGCCUACAACCCGGCCCGCGCCUCGACAGGCACCUUUGCCGACCCCUACACCUCGUACGACUACUCCACCUACCGGCCCAGCUCCCCGCGCUCGAGCGCCGACCGCCUUUCGGGCUCCUCGUCCUCGCACCACCACGUCAGCCCACACGCGGGCUCCUCGUACGCCAGCUAUGUCCCCAGCAGCUCCACCGGCUCCCGCGCGAGUGCCGCCAAGUACGACUCGUACGGCACCCGCCCGCGCCGCAACACCGAGGACCGCAUGAGCCGCCCCAACGUCGCCUCGCUGACCUCGCUGCCCCUCCGCACCCCCUACUCGCAGGACCACCGCCCCUCGAGCCCCCUCACCCAGUCGCACGCCCGCACCGCCCACGCCCACGCCCACGCCCACGCCCACGCCCACGCCCACGCUGACACGUACAUCACCCACGGCUCCUCGCACCAAAACACAGCCUCGAGCCACAAGAAGAUCUACAGCGUCGACAGCAGCCACACCGCCAAGCUGGUCGCCGAGACAGACACCCUCGACUCGCCCCGCCACAGAGACAGCGGCUAUGGCGUCGUCACCAGCGGUCGCAGCAGCUACCACCCGAGCAGCACCAGCACCGCCACCAGCACCGCCACCAGCACCACCAAGCCCUCGACCCGCCACGCCCACGCCGAUCUGGGCGACAACGGCUACUCGUACACCGACCCCGCCAGCAUGUACCGUGACACCGAACCCGCCUGGCGUCGCCCACGCGCCGGCAGUCUCGAACGCGGCCCUCGCCCCACCAGCAUGGUUGUCGACCGCCCGCCCCGCAGCUCAACGCGCGAGCUCGGCCCCCCACCUUCCACGCGCGGAUUCGACAAGAUCAACACGGUCGUGCCCCGACAUGCUGGCAGGGCCAGCUCCAUCGAACGACGUGACAGGUACCAGGAUCCGUACGCGUCGGAUUCCGGCCCACACCGUUCGUCGUCGAUGCGCCACGCACCAGCCGUCCACCAGGAGCCCCCACGUGAGGCGCGUCGAGCAGACACCUACGACGACUACGACCGGCGGGGCAAGGAGGUCGAGAACAAGCGCCACAGCACUGUCGACCGUGGCUUCGAAGACCACCAAGUAGCCUCGCGCGGCUUUGGCAUCGCUACCGGCAACCCCAGCCUCGCCCACGACCAAUACGCCCUCGAUCGACAGCCGCUGUACGCCCCUCAUGAGACACAGAGAGCCCCUCCGGUCGACCAUGCACCCUCUGGCUACCACCCAGAUCGAGGGGCUGAGGCUCGUCGCCCUGAGAGGCCCGUGUCGACCUACGAUUCGUACGAUGCGCCUCGCGCCGAACGCCCUCGCACCGAGCACAAGCGUGACGGCAGCCGGCAGGACGCCACCACCAACCGCGAAAGUCGCGCAGUCCCUGUGGCCGCUGGCGCUCUUGCUGGCAUGGCAGCCACAGCCGGUAUCGCUGCUGCGGCAGGCAAGGCCAAAGAGAGAGAGCGCGAGGAGCGAGAGUCAUCAGAGGAGCGAGAGAGACAGAGGCGAAGAGAGUACGACGAGCGAGACCGACGCGAUGGCCGCGAACGACGCGAGAGGGCACCUGAAGAUCGCCGCGAGCCCGAGCGUCGUGAAGCUCUACCCCCUCCCCCACCACCGCUCCAGCCUGCUCCCUCCGUGGCCGCCCCUGCCUAUGCCAUGGCUCAAGAGACUGGCCGCCCCCUCUCACGUGAUCGACCCUAUCCCAACGAAGAGAACCCGCCACCGAAGCCUCCUCGCAAGACGUCGCCAGAGGGAAGCGAUGUGGAGAGGCCUCGGCACUACGCUGAGCGUGACUCGGACCGCAGCCGGAAGGAGCCCGCGCCAGCAGUGGCCGCUAUAGAUCCAGACGAAGAGUACCGUCGCCGUAUCGCCCAGGCGGAGAAGGAGGCAGAGCAGAGCCGCCGUGCUGCUGCUGAUCGACAGGAUAGCGACUCAGAUGGUGGACGUGAUCGUCGACGCCGCCGAGAUCGAGGAGAUCGUGAGCGGUCCAGGUCGAGGUCACGGGGCCGAGACGAGCGAUCCCGUGCUUCCCCACCAGCCCAGUCACUCUCACGCUACAACGACCGCGGUCUUGUAGAGGAGCCCGAAUCCGUCGACAAGCUCAACCCGGACGCACCCGGUAAGAGCGUGCAAAUUGUUGUGCCUCGCAAAGACCAGUCGCCUCCCAUCAAGGGCAUCCUACGCAAGCCAACGGAGAAGUUCCCCGAAGACCCUGAGCCGAUCCGUGAAGGCGUCGCUCCGCACAAGGACUCUCUCAAGGGCAAAGACAUCCCUGUCGGCGCCCGCUGGACUCGCAUUGACCGCAAGCUCGUCAAUCCGGAAGCUCUCGAACGCGCCAAGGAGCGAUUCGAAGAGCGCCAGGAUUGCGUCAUCGUGUUGCGGGUUUUGACAAAGGAGGAGAUUCAGAAGCUCGCGGAUAAGACGAAGCAGAUCCGUGAGGAGCGAGAGGAAGAGUACGAGCGUGAGCGCCGCGAUCGUGAUAGGAGCCGUCACCGUAAAGACAGGGACGGUGAGGAUCGCGACUAUGACCGCGACUAUGACCGCGACGGACGCCGUAGACGCCACGACGAUGAGAGCGACUACGAUGAAGUGCUGCGCGAGAGGGAGAGGGAGCGCGACCGUCCCAAGAUGCUGGAACCUGCGAGGUGA
Messenger RNA from Ascochyta rabiei, 2697 nucleotides. RefSeq lists its product as uncharacterized. The record is from RefSeq and is a predicted model, not a curated record. NCBI's taxonomy places the organism in Eukaryota, Fungi, Ascomycota, Dothideomycetes, Pleosporales, Didymellaceae. The transcript is spliced from 2 exons. Bases 1 to 2697 code for a protein of 898 amino acids.